AUGGCUGCUCCGAUUGCUGCAGACAGGGACACAGACGCCGCGCUGCUGCUGCUGACCCAAGAAUCCAUGCUGCUGCACGAACAGCAACAGCAACAACAGAUGCAGCAGCGCCACCAGCUCCUUCAGCAGCAGCAGCUGCAACAGCAGCAGCAGCUGCAGUUAGUGCUGCGGCAGCAGCGGCAGCAGCAACAGCAGCUGCAGCAGCAACAACAGCUACAGCAACAACAGCAGCUGCAGCAGCAACAGCAGCUGCAGCAACAACAACAGCUGCAGCAGCAACAGCAGCUGCAGCAACAGCAGCGACUCCAGCAGCAGCAGCGGAUGCAGCUGAAGCAGCAGCAGAACCCGACAGGCACCGACUCCGAGGUGACAAACUCUUCAACUUCUGUUCAUGAAGCAUCGCAUGCAAAUGAAGCAGAAGCAGAAGCUCCUCCUGCUGCUCCCAGAACUCCAAGGCACUCAGCAGCAGCCACUUCCCCGGCCUGUCUGCUUCGCCCGCAGUUCGUAAAGACCAAAAUGUGCCCCUACCUGCAGCGGGGACUCUCUUGUUCCCGGGGAAGCCGCUGCCUCUUUGCCCACGACCGAGAGGACUUGAGGCCUUUGCCGGAUUUGCGCCAAACGCGAAUGUGCCCUCAAAAGAAGCUCCACGGCGAGUGUACAGACCCUGCCUGCGCCUACGCGCAUGCAAUUGAGGAGCUCAAACACACUUUGCCUCUUUACAAAACGAAUUUGUGUCAUGGAUGGAAAAAAGGAAGAUGCACUGCAGGAGAUGGCUGCCGCCACGCGCACGGAAUAGAGGAAUUGAGGCAGCACCGGAACUUUAGGAGGAAGCGCAGGGGCCCCACGGAAACUGCUGCUGCUGCUGCUGCUGCAGCUGCUGCCGGGGCAGCAGCGUCAACUGGGACGGAAACGGCUGCUGCCACGGGAGCCUCGCUGGCCCCGCAGGCUGUUGCGCACACGCCUGCUGCUGACGAAGGUGCUGCAGCAGCAGCUGCUGCAGGGUCCGAAGCAGCAGCAACAGUGUCUCGUUUGUCUUUGGACUCGAAGGCAGCUUCCUCUGCAGCAGCAGCAAACUGCACAUUCUUCCACCCGCUAAUGCGCGGCGCAGCAUCAGCGGACGACGCGGACAAAGCCCCAGAGCAGCAGCAGCAGCAGCAGCAGCAAGGCUUCGACAGUCUACUGCUGCCGGAGUACGGGGGCAGCACAGAUCCUCUGUGUCAGCUGCCGCUGCCCCCAGUUCCUGCUUCUCUAAUUGCCCACAGGAGCUUCAGCUUUCCCAAAAGCUUCGAUGACAUUGUUAGCAAACAAACAGCAAAAGGGAUGCAGCAAGCAGCACUGAAUUUGGCUGGCCUAAGGGCUGUGCGACACAAGCAGCCGGCGCAGAAGCAGCACCUGCUGCAGCCGCAGCUGCAGCUGCAGCAGCAGCUGCAGCAGCAGUUGCAGCAGCAGCUCCAGCAGCAGCUGCAGCAGCAGUUGCAGCAGCAGCAAAACACUUUGGACUGGCCGACGGAGCUCCGCAGGUCGCUCGAACUGCAGCAGCAGCAACUGCAGCAGCAACUGCAGCAGCAGCACCAACAGCUUUUGCAGCCAUCUUUUCAGCAGCAGGGACUGCUCCAGCAGCAGCAGCAGGAACAAGACCAGUUUUUCAGUGAAUGGACAAGCGAUCUGCUGAAGGCUUUAGACCUUAAGGAGCUGCAGCGGCAGCAGCAACAUUGCGGCCAUCAACAAGUGCAGCAGCAGCAGCAGAAGCAGCAGCAAGAACUUGGAGUUUUCACGAACUACCGUCUUUCGGGGCAGGCCCGCGAGCAGCCAGCCGAGGAGGCAGGGGUUGUUCCAUUAAGUUUACUGCAGCCCCCAGCUGCAGCAGCGGCAGCUGGUGCUGCUGCUGCUGCUGCGAACGGGGAUGUAGGCAAUUUUCUUAGAGAGAGCAUUUUUGAGUCACCGGAAGGGAAAGCGCUGCAGCUGCAGCAGCAGCUGAUGCUGCAGCCGUGGGACAGCAGCAGCCCGCGCAUGCACAGACAAGACCUGCAGCAGCUGCAGCGACAGACACAGCAGCAACAGCAGCAACAGCGGCAGCUGCAGACUCUAGAAGAGCCUUUCCGGAAGCACGCGGCGCUGCAAAGGCUGCUGCAUCUUUUCUUGUCGCAGCACGACGUCUCCACUCCAGCAGCGAGUCCCACAGCAGCAGGAAGCAGCAACAACAAACCCUGCAGCAGCAGCAAACCGCUAACAAGCAGCAGCUGCGCCAGCAGCAGCAAAAGCGGCAAUGCCAUAUUCCCCCCCUUGUACCCGCCUGCAGCCUCAGAAGCACAAGCAGCAGCAGCAACAGCAGCAACAGCAGCAGCUGCUGCUGCAGCAGCAGGGGACGGAAAUGUUUUGUGCCAAGACAACUCCGCUGGAGACAGUCAAUGA
This is a messenger RNA of Eimeria tenella, 2412 nucleotides long. Its product is annotated as zinc finger (CCCH type) protein, putative. NCBI's taxonomy places the organism in Eukaryota, Apicomplexa, Conoidasida, Eucoccidiorida, Eimeriidae. Bases 1 to 2412 code for a protein of 803 amino acids. The transcript has 4 exons. The record is from RefSeq and is a predicted model, not a curated record. Gene Ontology annotation, molecular function: metal ion binding; transcription coactivator activity.